Messenger RNA from Rubroshorea leprosula, 890 nucleotides. NCBI's taxonomy places the organism in Eukaryota, Viridiplantae, Streptophyta, Magnoliopsida, Malvales, Dipterocarpaceae. The record is from the annotation of a GenBank genome assembly.
UCUAGUUUACAAAAGGUCCACAAAAACAUGUCUCUUCCACUUCGUUUUGCCCUCUAAAUCCCACUCUCCGAAACCGUCACUUUUCCCUUCCCUGAGUCCCAAUGCAUCAUUAGCGUAACAGUCCUGCUCUCUCCUCCUUUUUAACCAAUCAAAACCUCCUCAAUUCACCUGAGAAAUUUUCCGGCGAUAACGAUAUGGUUCCGUCGACGAAAACGCACCGUUUAGGCCAUCCACUUCCACUGAUCACUCUCCUUCUGAUUGCUACUGUUGCAACAUCCGUCAAGAGCCAGGAUACCACAGGUAAUGAUACAUCCGUGAAGUGUAACCCGUCCUGUGUCCAGAGUCCUCCACCGCCAUCCCCUCCGCCUCCUCCACCACCGUGCCCGCCACCACCAGAGCCAGUCCUGCCACCACCAACACCGAAAAAGCCGCCGACUGGGUACUGCCCGCCACCACCAUCACCACCGUCCUUUACAUACAUCUCGGGCCCACCAGGGAACCUCUACCCUAUUGACCAAGAUUUCAGUGGAGCCAGCCGGAGUUUUGCGGUGGGGUUGCUGGCUUUAGUUGGGGCCGGACUUUUUGUUCUUUUGGCAGCUUUUCCAUGAAUUUCAUCGGAUUCUGAGCUUCCAGGGAUCUUGCGUCAGUUAUGGAUUCCGUUAAGUACAACCUUUUGUUUUACUUUUUCCCAGGACAAGAAAAUCUUUUGUCCAAAAGGAAAAUCAGGACCUAACUAUUUAUGGUGAGUAGUAUACUUUGUUGUUGUAAUAAGUUACAUUGUUCAGAACAUAUAUCUAGUUUCAUUACUACAUUAUCUCUUGUAAUUUUUCAAUGUUUUUCUAUUCAAAAUUUACAGUUUCUUAUUCACCUACUAAAUUUUUAAAUUUCUA